Messenger RNA from Mercenaria mercenaria, 4705 nucleotides. RefSeq lists its product as uncharacterized. The coding region runs from base 175 to 1245 and encodes 356 amino acids. The record is from RefSeq and is a predicted model, not a curated record. The transcript is spliced from 4 exons. Gene Ontology annotation, molecular function: protein binding. NCBI's taxonomy places the organism in Eukaryota, Metazoa, Mollusca, Bivalvia, Venerida, Veneridae.
CUUUUUAUAACUGAUUUAACAAGGAAGUUACAUUAAAGCUCAAAUCUGAAUCUGAAUAUUUUCUGCAUUAAAUCUCUUAAUUGAGUUAUUACAGAUUUCAGUACAAGGAAGCGCAAAUGCAAAUUAAAUGUAUAUUCAAAAUAAUACUUUAUUUUAAAUUUCUCUAAUACAAAAAUGGAGUUUAGUGAUAUAAGUAAGGACACACCUAAUACUGAACGCAACAGAAACACUCAUUUAUACGAGAAUACGACUGUUACUAGGGAAACGAUUGAGACAGAUGAAACCAAGUCUACUGACCAAAUCGAAAGAGACGAAGAGAAUUAUGAGCAAUUAAACUUGAACAGCAAAGCAAACAACGAAAAACGUGACAGCAAAGAAAACACACAAAAUCGGAACAAAAUUAUUAUUUCUAUAAUUUUGGGAAUGCUUGUUUUGCUGUAUAUUGCAGUCAUAGUGUUGAUAGUUAUCGUUGCCUUACCGAAAAGUCAAGUUAAUGGAAGAUGGAGUGCGUGGUCAUCAUGGGCAUCCUGUUCCGUUUCCUGUGAUGUUGGUAUCCAGCACCGAAACAGGUCGUGUUCUAACCCAUAUCCUAGUGGCACAGGACAUCAUUGUUUUGGGAAGUCAGUAGAAGACAAAAUAUGUUUGCCUGCAGCUUGUUCUGACGGUGGAUGGAGUAGCUGGGAAAGCUGGGGUACUUGUAGUGCUACUUGUGGCGGAGGAAUACGUACACAGACCCGAACUUGUACAAAUCCGAAACCAUCAUUACUAGGGAAAUCUUGUGAUGGCACUCCGAUACAAGUCAGCAUCUGUAACAAGCAAACAUGUCCUGAUAGCAAAGUAGCUUUCACGGCUUAUGGCAUAUCAGGAAUAAGCACGCCUCUUGUGUUUCCUCAAGUUUUCGAGAAUCAUGGCAACGGGUAUAACAAUUCAACGGGGAAAUUCACGUGCAAAAUCCCGGGAAUAUAUAUUUUUUCAUUUCAAAUUUCAAAACAAUUUUAUCAUAAUACUGAUUUAGUACAAUGUUUCCUUCGUAAAAAUUCAGUGUCUGUCAUAGGCGCUAUUCAGGAUCCAUACUAUCAGUCAGCUUUCAACAAUGACUUAAGUGGUUAUUCAUUAAGUUUGUCAGGAACAUUUCAUUUAAAUAUAAACGACACUGUCAAUGUUGGACAAUGUAGUGGAAUCAGUACUGUCUAUCCUGACUACAGAUCCUCAUUUACUGGAGUGCUCGUGACACCCGACAACUGAUAAUUACUUUCAUAUUUAUUUGACUGUUGACAAAAGUUUGUUUUCUGCAAUGGUUUUAUUUACUAUUGUAAACGGUUUUAUUUACUAUUGUAAAGAUACACCAUCUAGUAAAUUUCCGAAUAUUAUAAAUAAACUGAUAUAGCUCCUGUUAAAAAGAUAAAAACGGUAAAAUGUGUAUACGGGAUAAUUGAAAAAAAAAGAGUCAUUGUUACUAAAAGGUAAUGGGCACAGUUAUGAUAGCUCUACGGGAAAUCAAUGUGCAUAGUUCCGAAAAUAAAUAUGUAUCAAAUCUGAUUUAGGAAAAUAUUUUUUAUGAAAAAAAUCAAUUUUUGUCUCAGGCUAUAUUUUGCUAUUGUCUUCUUUGGACACCUGUAAAAUUUACCCUUUUUCUAAUAUUAUCUAUUGCGUUUUUAAGGAUCCAUACAAUUUCGGAGGCGUUAGUUGUUAUGAUUUGUUGUUAUUUUAUAAAUUUGCUGACUUUUUGUAGAGCUGUAACCACAUCAAGGAACAGACAAUGUUAAAAAGAAAUUUAUAGAUACAUUUAAAAUUUAAAGAUGCAUAUUAAAAUUCUUUUUACUCAUACAUAUAGUAAAGUGUAGUAUUUUAAACCUAACACGAAGUACUGUUUAUACACACAAACUUGUAUUUAUCUUAUUACUAUAUCUUAUACUAUUACUUUAUGUUGGUUUCAGUUUGUAGUAAAUAUUUUGUAUUUGCUAUUGUUAAACAAAGACUUUCAAAUUACGAAUAUCGUUUUAAUUACUGUAUCAGUAACAGAUAAUGUUGUUCACUAACUGUCGGUGCAGAUCGAAAUAUCUGAUUCGAGGGUAACUGUUAAGGCGGUUACGGGGCUCUUAAAUCUUAAGCCCCAGCCCCCAAAUGCUAUAAAAUCCGUAUUAAUGAAUCUCCCGUUCAAACAAAGCUACAUCGAUUUCUCAGUUGUUAGGGUACUGAUGGAAGUCCUUAUGUUGCCUUAUAUUUGGAUAAAGUAUAUCCCAAUUGUACACUGUGGGUGAAAAAAGAUAUCUCACUGUCUAUUAGUCUGAGAAGAAAUGUAAUAUAACAGAUGGCUUACUUUAAGCACUUGAUGUGUGUAUUCAGAUCCUCAACUUUGCAAAAAUUAUUUGUUUGAAUACCGUAUUUUCCAAAUAAUAGAAUAAAUAAAUCAAAUAAAACGAACGACUUUCUUUAUAGCACUGUCUUUUCAUAGUGGCAUAUUUCAAAGAAACGCGGGGAGUUAACGUCGUCAAAAAGGCACAACAGUGUAGAGAUCCAUUUGGAUUUAUUCUAUGUAGCGUAACGUAAUGUAUUUUAAAAUUUAUAAAAAAUAUUUUCUGGAUAUAGAAAUUUACAUAUACUAUAAGGAAAAAAAGAGAGCAAUUACCAAGGUGUUUGACAUUUAUUUAGUUUUCAAUAAAUCUGUAUUGUCGGCUUUGCUCGAGAGAUCACGCCUAUUAGGAGAGCACUUGCACUAAGACACACUGUUCAAGAUUUCGUUUGCGUUCUGUGAAAACAAAUUAUGCUGCAUUCAGAUACCAUGUGUGUUGAGAGGCCACUUUUCCCUUUCCCUUAGGUGGUCUUUCAAUGCAAGUUGUACUGUACAGAUAAUACAUGAAUCUUCUACAUAAAUGUAGUUCGAUAGAUGUCUUUUACAGCAUGGGAGUCAUCCGGUAUGGGGCAAUGCCAAAUGGGAUUUCUUGACAUUGUUAUCACAGGAAACUCUUGUUCUGUAUGCAAGAAUAUACAGCAUUGUAUUUGUUUAUGUGUUACCUAUCUUACAAGUCCCGAUUCAGUUGAAAUAUAGAUAGGGCGCAAAAUGAAUAUUUCUUAUUAAUUAACAGUGAUUGAUUUCAGCUGUAAAAUGCACGGAUGUAUAUCAUUUGUACUGUUUUGUUUGUUUGUUUGUUUUGGGUUUAACGCCGUUUUUCAACAGUAUUGUAAAAAAUUCUUAUCUUAAUAAGUUUAGUAUGCAGCCGGGGUAAGACAUGACACUCUUUUAUGAAGGUAUUUUCACAUGAUUUAAGGAUAUGGGAUCAAAUUUGUUCUACUGAUAAGAAUUUUUGAUUUCUUCAAUUCUCUGCGAGCCUGAAAAAACAUUAGUUUCUAAGACAAAUAAGGGCAGAAAAAGCACAAGUCACCGAACUCGUUUUUAUUUUAUAGGGCAUUUCCUUCGCCUAAUGUUCAAGCAUUUCUGAAAUUAAGUAAAAUUGAAAAGAAAUAUGUACUUUAUAAAACAUAUAAUAUCCUACAUAAGUUUAUAGGGAUUUCAGGUCUUACAGGUUAUUAUAAAUACAAAGUGAUAUCAGUCUUAUAUAAGCAUAAAUGUCACUAACAAAUCUCUUCCAUUUUUACAUGUUUGCAUAAUUACCUUACCAACUAAUUUUUCAAUGGGAAAAACGUAUAUAUAUAAUAUAUCCAUAAAAAAAUUCUGCUGUUAAGAUUUUAAAAAUAUUUUUCUGCUUUAAUGACACGCAAAAAUACUUCAAAAUGGAAAGCAAAAAAGUUGGGGUAACCGUGUAUGUAGGAGAUAUAUUUAGAAAUAAAACUUUUAAAACUGGUAAAAUUUUAUAUCUUUAAUUCUUAUUGUUUUAAUUUAUACUUCCUAGAUAAAACAAAGUGCUAUGUUGAAAACUUUGAUUUCAGUUGUAGUUUAUCAUUGUACAUCCACAUCAAUUUUAGGCAAAUGCCAGCCAAAAAUAAUGAUGAAAAAAAAAAUCGCAAAAAGUAUAAUUUGUUUGAUUAAAUGGUUCGUUUUUAGCGAUAUUUUAGUUAUUUAGCAUUAAUUUUUGGCAUAAAUUUUGUCAGAAAGAAAUUUUCGAAAAAAAAAAAUUUUUCAAAUGGCGCAUACCCUGAAAGAAAACGCUCGUACAUCCUUAACAAAGAAUCUCAGUAGUUAUAAACUGUUAUACAUAUAUAGAGUUCAGUGAAAAACAUUGCGUUAAUAUGAUCAAAUCUCUUGAGUUGCUCAGUCAAAUGUGCCUCAAUAGCCUAGUGGUAGAGCGUCCGCUUCGAGAACGGAAGGUAGUGGGUUCGAUCCCCAGCCGCAUCGUACCAAAGACGUGAAAAAUGGUACCAGUAGCUCCUUUGCUUCCAUCAGGAAUGAGGUGUCGAGAGUGAUAAAUAUAAGUUGUAGAACUUGUUUCACAAUCGACCUAAAAUGAAUUCGUAUAGUAUCAAAUGUGCAACAAAAAACAACAUUGCAUCUUAUAAAAAAAGCUAGAAAUAAAUAUUCAAAAUUCUGUUAUAACAAAAUAGAGAUUAGUGAUUUAAGUACGACAAAUCUAAAGUCCGUGCCACCUUUACAUUUACCUCGUUUCUGAGUUAUCCAUGUCUGUUAAGUUGUGCAGAAAAGCAUUUUUAUACACCGUACAUCAAUAUCUCUAGACCUCUUUUUCAUUUUUUUUUCAAUAAAAUUUAUUUAAAAAAAGAUCUUACUUUUUUGUCUUUCCGCGUAUACCGU